This is a messenger RNA of Manihot esculenta (cassava), 1719 nucleotides long. Its product is annotated as cytochrome P450 CYP749A22. The transcript has 5 exons. The record is from RefSeq and is a predicted model, not a curated record. Gene Ontology annotation, molecular function: oxidoreductase activity, acting on paired donors, with incorporation or reduction of molecular oxygen; monooxygenase activity; iron ion binding. Bases 91 to 1641 code for a protein of 516 amino acids. Lineage: Eukaryota; Viridiplantae; Streptophyta; Magnoliopsida; Malpighiales; Euphorbiaceae.
AUUAAAUAAGAUAAAUGUAAAAAUAAUAGAAAAGACAAGUCUCAAUGUUUUUUAAAGAUAAAUCUUAAGAACUUUGAGCCAAAUUCAACAAUGGCUGUUGCUUCAUCAAUUCUUGUAAUCAUAUUCUCAAGCUCCCUUUGCUUCUACCUUCUCUCAAAUCUCUUCAAGUUCCUUGACAGAGUAUGGGUGACACCCAUGCGCAUUCAACGUCUCAUGACUUCACAGGGAAUCAGAGGCCCUUCCUGCAGAUUCAUCUACGGAAGCACCAAGGAAAUUAUCAAAAUGAGAAAUCAAUCUAUGAGUACUUCCAUGAAGGAUCUCUCUCACGAUAUGUUUUCCAGAAUCCAGCCAUAUUUUCACUCAUGGACCAACACUUACGGGAAUAGUUUUCUGUACUGGAUGGGUCCUCGAGCUCAGUUGCUAAUUUCAGAGGCAGAGCUGAUCAGGGAGAUUCUGACUAACAGAGAUAAGAUCUAUACAAAAGGAGAUUUCCAAUUUUACAUUAAAAAGCUAUUAGGAGAUGGGAUCUUUACAUCUGAUGGUGAAAAAUGGUCUAAGAUGAGAAAAUUGGCCAACUAUGCUUUUCACACAGAGAACUUAAAGAAUAUGAUUCCUGACAUGAUUGCCAGCACAGUGAUGAUGCUGGAGAGGUGGAAAAAUCAUCAAGGCAAAGAGAUUGAGGUAGUUGAAGAGUUUAGAUUACUGACAUGUGAAGUGAUUUCUAGGACAGCUUUUGGAAGUAGUUAUCUUCAAGGAAAGAAGAUUUUUGAUAUGUUCACAAAGUUAACCAUGUUAAUAACAAGAAAUAGCUUCAAGCAUGGCAUCAGUAAAAUUUGGAAAAGUAGAGAUGAAAUUGAAGCAGAGAAGCUUGAAAGAGAAUUAGAGAACUCCAUUUUAGAUAUAAUUAAAAAGAGAGAAGAUGAAAUGAUGGGUGGAGAAGUAGAGAACUAUGGAGAUGAUUUUCUGGGAAUUCUACUAAGGGCUAAUCAUGAGAAUGAUCAAUCCAAGAGGAUUUCGUUAAAAGAUGUGAUUGAUGAGUGCAAGACUCUCUAUUUCGCUGGACAAGAAACUACUAAUGUGUUGCUCUCAUGGGCUGUUCUACUUCUAGCAAUCCAUUCAGAUUGGCAAGAAAAAGCAAGAAAUGAGGUUUUCAAGAUUUUGGGUAAACAAACUCCAAAUGCAGAUGGAAUUGCAAAACUGAAGAUAAUGGGAAUGAUCAUCAAUGAAACACUGAGAUUAUAUCCUCCUGUAGUUGGACUUACAAGAAAAGUUGACAGAGAAGUUAAGUUGGGGAAGCUCACUCUGCCUGCUGAUAUACAUGUGCAUAUCUCAACUCUAUUACUCCACCAUGAUCCUCUUACGUGGGGUGAAGAUGUUCAUCUUUUCAAGCCAGAGAGAUUCUCAGAAGGACUUGCUAAAGCUACAAACGACAAUAAGGCCACAUAUUUACCCUUUGGCAUGGGACCUCGCAUUUGUGUAGGAUUCAAUUUUGCAAUUAUUGAAGCAAAGAUAGCUCUUUCGAUGAUUCUACAGCGCUACUCCAUCACCCUUUCCCCCACCUAUGUUCACUCACCAGUUCAGCUUGUUACAAUUCGCCCACAGCAUGGAAUUCAGGUGGUGCUUAAUUCAUUGCACAGUUAAGGUUUAGAGUUUCCAGUAAAAUAUGUAUUUCCAAUAGGUUUAAUUAUUAUUUGGUAAUGUAUUAACGGAAGUUGCUCA